AUGAACAUGUUGGACGUAGAAGAAGACAGCUUUCACGUCACACGUGAAGGCUACUCCUAUCUGAGUGACUCAGAAUGGGAGGUAGUCGGCCGCAUGAUUGUGCUUAUGGGCGAACCCGCCAUCAGUGGUAUGUUGGAGUCUCUAAGCAGAGACCAGCAACAUGCUGCUAUCAACAAGUUCUUACAAUCGGAACUUGCCGUCGAAAGACGGAAGAUAGCCUUGCUACAACAGCUAGUCUCUCAUCAGUCGAUGGGCGGGCCGACGCACAUGCGUCGAUCUAAAACCUUGAAGAUUGAUGUCUCAAGGUACAAGGGAAUUGAUGAAUAUUCCAUUUUGAGAUGGUUCGUCGAGUUAGAAGAUGCCAUCAAGGCCCGUCGCAUCGAGGGUGACGAGAUGCAAGUCACCCUGGCCCUGUCAAAUUUGACGGGACGAGCAAAGACUUGGGCCUUAACGGUUAAGCUUCACGACCUAAACGUGUUUGAGUCGUUGUAG
This is a messenger RNA of Peronospora matthiolae, 492 nucleotides long. The record is from the annotation of a GenBank genome assembly. NCBI's taxonomy places the organism in Eukaryota, Oomycota, Peronosporomycetes, Peronosporales, Peronosporaceae.